This is a messenger RNA of Triplophysa dalaica, 1768 nucleotides long. Its product is annotated as trace amine-associated receptor 13c-like. The record is from RefSeq and is a predicted model, not a curated record. Gene Ontology annotation, molecular function: trace-amine receptor activity. Gene Ontology annotation, cellular component: membrane. NCBI's taxonomy places the organism in Eukaryota, Metazoa, Chordata, Actinopteri, Cypriniformes, Nemacheilidae. The coding region runs from base 1 to 1032 and encodes 343 amino acids. Gene Ontology annotation, biological process: G protein-coupled receptor signaling pathway. The transcript is spliced from 2 exons.
AUGUUCAUUUGCUUCAUACUCAUGGCCAAUGAGACAGAAGAUCAUGAGACUCAAUACUGCUUUCCUGCUGUUAACUCAUCGUGCAUCAAGACCAAACGCUCCACACUUGAAUCCAACGUCAUGUAUGUGUCUUUUUCACUUCUGUCUGUAUGGACCGUGUUUCUGAACCUGCUGGUGAUCAUCUCCAUCUCUCACUUCAAGAAGCUUCACACUCCAACCAACCUGCUCAUUCUCUCUCUGGCUGUGGCCGACAUGCUCGUGGGACUCAUCGUGAUGCCUGUAGAGGCCGUCAAACUGAUCGAGACCUGCUGGUACUUUGGAGACAUUUUCUGUGGACUGUUUUUAAUCAUCAUGGGACUGCUCCUCUCAAUGUCUUUUAAUAAUCUUAUACUUAUUGCUAUUGACCGUUUUAUUGCUGUGUGUUACCCUUUACAGUAUGAACGAAAAAUAACGACAUCUAAAACCUUAAUUUCCAUUUGUCUCUGCUGGUUUUUCUCCACAGUUUAUUACACCGCAGUUUUCGCUGUCAACAAAUAUAUUAUCACCUCGAACAGAACAGAUGGGUGUUAUGGAGAGUGUACCUUUGUAAUGGGUUUUGUAUGGGGAGUCGUUGACCAGAUUGUGGGUUUCUUUUUGCCUUUUAUUGUGCUCAUCACUUUCUAUCUGAGGAUAUUUUGUGUCGCACAACAGCAUGUGAAAGUUAUAAACUCUCUGAUAAAGAGUGGAAAACAUCUAACAGAAGGUUCAAUAAAAAGGAAGUCAGAGAGUAAAGCUGCUCUUACAUUAGGGAUCAUUGUGCUUAUUCAUCUUCUCUGCUGGUCAGGCUAUAUUUUUUAUCUUGCAGUGAGUGCAGAUGCCCCCUCUGUUGUAAACUCAAUGAACUGGACUGUUUAUUCUAGCUCAGGUUUAAAUCCUCUUGUGUAUGCUUUAUUUUACCCCUGGUUUAGGAGGGCAUUAAAACACAUCUUGACUCUUAAAAUAUUCAGUCCAGCAUCCUCUCUGGUUAAUAUUCUUGCAGAUCAUCAUUCAUAAGACGUCAGUCCAGUACUGUUUUUUUUUUGUCAUCUGUUAAACCAUUCAAGCAAACAGAGCUAAUUUUAGCAAAUAAAUAUAUCUGUAUAUAUAUAUAUAUGCUGGUCUAAUUUAUAACAGUUACUUUGUUUAUUGAGUCCUUCUUGUCUCUUUCUUUCUCAGUGUCUUAUCUGUAUCUCUGUAUUUGUAUUAUUUAGUAAACAAUUAAAAGCAUGACCAAACCCCUUAAAGAAACCAAAAAUGUUAAUUCUGUCAUCAUUCACUUGUCUUGUCUUUUCAAACCUGUUUGACUUUCUUUCUACUGCACAACUCAGAAGAAGGUAUUUUGAAAAAUGUUAUUAACUGACCCUUAUUCACUUGCAUUCGUUUUAUGUCCACACAAUAGAAGUCAAUGGGGUCCGCUGCAGUUCGGGUACCCAACUUUCUUGAAAAUACGAGAGUGUGUAAAUGAUGACAGAAUUUUAAUUUUUGUGUGAACUAUCACUUUAAAUGUGGGGCCACAAAAGUAUGCAUGCGCAGUAAUGUUUAUUUAUGUUGUUGCUAGUAAAACUUACUUCUGAUAAGAAUAUACUGUAUACGUUAUGAAAUACAUAUACCUUAUUCAGCAAUUUUGUAUAUACAAAUGUUAAACUUAUAAAAGGCAUUAUAUAUGUAUUAAUGCAGUAGCACGUCAAGAUAAUAGAGGUUCUCUGACUUCAGUAGUCAUGAAUUAUUGCAAUUUGUGACUUAAUUUGGC